Siniperca chuatsi (mandarin fish) is the source of this 935-nucleotide messenger RNA. RefSeq lists its product as uncharacterized. The record is from RefSeq and is a predicted model, not a curated record. The transcript is spliced from 6 exons. The coding region runs from base 102 to 752 and encodes 216 amino acids. Lineage: Eukaryota; Metazoa; Chordata; Actinopteri; Centrarchiformes; Sinipercidae.
GGCCAAUUCUGUAAACUUUGUCGCCAGACUGAGUCAAUAAAUUCACCUGUCACAGCUUUCUGCCUUCAGUCCAGGCUCAGAAAACUUCAAAUUCAGCAGCCAUGUCAUUAAAGGGAACACUUGCUUGGCUUUGCUCACUAGCAGUCUUGUCCUUCUCUGCAGCGCAAGAUGAAACUUUACUUCAGAAUUGCAACUUGCAAACUCUAUUGGCUGAUCUCAAGGUGGCGGUAGAGUGUGGUGAAAACCUGUCAUGGAGUGCACAGCAGGCCGCUGCACUACUGCUCUCCAUGAGGAAUCUGACAGAUACUCUGCAGCACCAGCUGAAAAGUAGGAGGAUGAGCCAGAGACAAUGUCAAGCUGCUGAGCCAAAGAAAUGCCCUGAAGCCGAAGUUCCAGACAACGGAGGGUUGGCAUGUGUCACAGUUGCCGACAAGCGCUACUGCAAACCUCUGUGCAAUUAUGGUUACGAUUUUGGUUUCAUCAGGAGGAGUCGUUUGUAUGAUGAAUGCAGUAAGCAGACAGGACAUAAAUGGGAUACCCAGUACAUAGGAGGAAACACGCUGGCUGUGUGCAACAAAGCAUCUAUUCAAGUUUCAGGAGCACAGACAGCGUAUUUUCCUAAGGAUCAGGACUGCCUAACAACCAUGAGCAGCAGCCAACUGCAGAACAGAACCAUUGAAGAUUUUCAUACGGAGCUGAAGAAUCAAGGCAUACAGGGAGAGCCACAGGAUGCCUGUCUUGUAUGUGGAUGACCAAGAGUUCGUAGAAACAAGUGUGGAAAAAGGCAUCGACUAUUUCAUUAAUGUUGUGGUGCGAAGGUGUGGUCCCUCUAAGUUGCACUGAGAAAUGAAGCAUUGCAAGUUAAAAACUGUUAAAAACUGCAUGAAAGUUUAACUGACUUCAAGUUUCAAGAAUAAAAGUAUUCUUGAACCUGA